UUGCAGGAGUGCUAGCGAUUCUUCUUUGUUUAAGCAGUGGCUGAAGAACACCCAGAGUGAAAAUGGGAUUUUACACGGCGGUUCCAUGUCUCUUACAUGAGUUCUAAUUCAGGAGUGGAUAUGUUCGGGAAGCACAUCGGUUUUCUGAAAUUCCAAGCAGAUGUAUUUGAUAAACAAACAGGGAAAAAGUUCCAGGUAUUGUGUUUGCACGAGGAGCAGCUGUAGCUGUGCUUAUCCUUUUGAAGUCAGAGGAGAUGACGUAUGCUGUUCUUACUGAGCAGAAAUGAUUACAUUUUAUUUCCAUCUAUUCAAACCCUGUGGGAAGGAUUAUAUUGGACUUGCCUGAUGGAUUGUUGGAUGUUGACAAGGGUGAUUUUCUUGGAGCUGCAAUCCGUGAGUUAAUUAAAUAUGAUGUAUAGAGGAUGGAGUGAGGUGGUGGAGUGAUGGACUUCACCAAGCAGUUUAAGCAAAAGAAGUUAUGUCGAUUCAAAACGAAACUGUAACUCUGGCAUCUAUUAGCUACCAAAACUUCUUUCUCCAGGUUCACAACUAGAGCAGGAGAGAGACCUGAGGGUGCAGCAGCUAAACAUAAGAGAAAGCACUCAAAGCAGGCUUCAUCAAACUUUGAACAGACCUCUAGUAUAGAUGGUUCAAAUGUUGACCAUGAGAGAGACCUGGAAGAUGCAAAGGAUAGAUCUAAGAGAAAGAUGGUUCCUACAAUUCAUGACUGCAAGCAGUCUCCUUGCAUUCCAUCUGGUUCAGUCUCGCUUUCUCAAGGAUCUCUCACAAUUCGAACUCCAAUUUCCCGAUCGGGUUCAGUGAGGGUGAAUGGGAAAGAGAUAAGUUACAGUGAGUUUUUGGAGAGGUACAUGAGCUACCACCCCUCAAUAGCUAGCGUUUAUUGAUGUCGCAAAAGGAGUCGCAUGUUUUCAAAGUUGAAGGCAGAAACCUUGAUUACAUUUAUCUGGCAGCUAUCUGCGUCUGGAGAUAGUGGAGUACCUGAAGUGGUAGCUGAUCCUCUAGGUGAAGUUUCGAGGACAUUUCAGGAGCUUGGAAUAUGUGUUGUGCAACAAUGUGCUAAGAUUCGCCAACAAGUCUCAGCAGCAGUGACCUAUGAUAAAUCUAUCAAGGCAAUAAGAGUGAGGGUACCAGAUUCAGAUGAUGAAUUUCUUCUCCAUCCUGCAACUGUGAGACGGAAUGACCGCUCUGCCCAAAGUGUGGAGUCUGGAAUUGUUGUGCGUCUUUGUGAUGUUGGUGCUGCAAUCCAAGAAGUGAUGGAAUCAUAUGAGGUUGAAAUAAAUGGGAAGGUGUAUCAAGGGUUAGCAUUCUCUUGUUAUUUUGAUCCUUGACAUUUCCUUUUGCUGGUCUUCCCCUUCCAAUUUCCUGGUGAAGUGAGAAUUCAGAAUUUAAUUUUUUUUUUUCAUUUGCUUUCUAUAAAUGAUCUGUGAAACACCAUUAAUGGAGUACUAAGGACAAAAACCAAGAGUGGAGUGCUAAGGUAAUAAGUAACUAAUCUCUUGUAAUAGUGAUUUAUUGGAUUAAUCUAUUGUGAUCUAUAACUAAGCUUCUGUCCUUGUUGUUCUUACAGUGAGAAAGAAAAGCAAAUUGCUAUUACACAGUUGAGAAUGCUGGUGUUGUCCUGGCAGAGUGGGCGAAGUAUGUUCUUAAGUUCAAAGAUAACUAGUGUGUAGGUUAAUUAGUAGUUGGGGAUAUGUAGCAUCAACGUUUGGACAUGCAUAGUUUAUAUAUAUAUAUUUGCCAGAUCUUGAUUGCAGUACUGCUAGCUAUUUUGGUAUGUUGUCUAGUGCUUCUGGAUUAUUAGCAAGCAGUGCUGCAUGCAUAUAUUUUGAUGGCUGCCCAGAUUAGUAGAUAUGGGUCUUUUAUAACUGAUGCUCCUGAUUAGGUUUGUGUACAUGAGACAAUGGUGAAUUAAUGGAAAUUGCAAUGAAUGAUUUUAGAUGUGAAUUUUAUGGUUUCAGGA
Rosa chinensis is the source of this 1981-nucleotide messenger RNA. RefSeq names its product fe-S cluster assembly factor HCF101, chloroplastic-like. The record is from RefSeq and is a predicted model, not a curated record. The transcript is spliced from 11 exons. Gene Ontology annotation, cellular component: chloroplast stroma. Lineage: Eukaryota; Viridiplantae; Streptophyta; Magnoliopsida; Rosales; Rosaceae. Gene Ontology annotation, biological process: iron-sulfur cluster assembly. Bases 924 to 1349 code for a protein of 141 amino acids. Gene Ontology annotation, molecular function: ATP binding; 4 iron, 4 sulfur cluster binding.